GUUUUGUCCACGUUUCGCGGCACAGUUUCUGUUUGAGUCUUUUUACAGAACACGUACGUAAAAAGCAGAAGUGAUGAACUUGACGUGAACGUCAGGACAGUGUUGAGGCAGCUCUACUGUAUGUGACAGGAUAGAGAUGCUGACCUCAUCUUAACAGCGAACAGAGCUCGCCGUCCCCGGACCAGCCGAGACAGGACAGCGGGAAACGGGAUCGGACCGAUGAUGGCUGGCAAGCCGCAGAGAACCGCGGCUCCUGCCGCCGCCGCCGACUCGGCGGAGGCCAAAAGGACGGACCUCAGAGCCACCGCCAAGAAGUGCUCUUGGGCCUCCUACAUGACCAAUUCUCCAACUGUGAUCGUGAUGAUUGGGUUACCCGCUAGAGGAAAAACCUACAUGUCCAAGAAGCUGACGCGCUACCUCAACUGGAUUGGAGUGCCAACUAAGGUAUUUAACCUGGGAGUGUACAGGCGGGAAGCGGUGCAGGCGUACAAGUCCUACGACUUCUUCAGACAUGACAACAAAGAAGCGAUGGAAAUCAGAAAACAGUGUGCUCUGGUGGCGCUCGAGGAUGUCAAGGCCUAUCUGGAAGAGGAGGGAGGCCAAAUCGCUGUUUUUGAUGCCACCAACACCACCAGAGAGAGGAGGGAACUCAUCCUUAACUUUGCUCAGGAUAAUUCAUACAAGGUGUUUUUCGUUGAAUCGUUAUGUGACGAUCCCGAAGUCAUCGCGACGAAUAUCCUGGACGUGAAGGUGUCCAGCCCCGAUUACCCCGAGAGGGACAGAGAAAGUGUCAUGGAGGAUUUCCUGAAGCGAAUAGAAUGUUAUAAAGUCACCUACAAACCGCUGGAUCCGGACGAACACGACAAGAACCUCUCCUUCAUCCAGGUCAUCAAUGUCGGCCGCCGUUUCCUGGUCAACAAGGUGCAGGACUACAUCCAAAGUAAAAUAGUGUACUACCUCAUGAACAUCCACGUGCACUCCCACUCCAUCUACCUGUGUCGGCACGGAGAGAGCCAUCACAAUGUGGAGGGGCGCAUCGGGGGAGACUCGGAGCUGUCCGAGAGAGGGAGACAGUUUUCCACAGCGCUGAAGGGUUUCGUUCACGAGCACCAUCUGGCGGACCUGAAGGUUUGGACGAGUCAGCUGCGACGCACCAUCCAGACGGCGGAGGAGCUGGGCGUUCCCUACGAGCAGUGGAAGAUCCUGAAUGAAAUCGAUGCUGGAGUGUGCGAAGAAUUGUCCUAUGAAACUAUUGAGGAGACGUACCCAGAGGAGUUCGCCAUGAGGACCCAGGACAAGUACCACUACCGCUACCCGGGAGGAGAGUCCUACCAGGACCUGGUUCAGCGGCUGGAGCCGGUCAUCAUGGAGCUGGAGCGGCAGGGCAACGUGCUGGUCAUCUGUCAUCAGGCCGUCAUGCGCUGUUUGCUCGCCUACUUCCUGGACAAGAGUGCAGAUGAUCUCCCCUACCUGAAGUGUUCCCUGCACACUGUCCUGAAACUGACCCCCGUUGCUUACGGUUGUAAAGUGGACAUGUUUGACCUGAAGGUCGAGGCCGUCAACACUCACAGGGACAGACCAUUAAAUGCCGUGCGGCCGGCGUUCAUCCGACGGAACAGCUUCACGCCGCUGUCCAGCCAAGACCAGCUGAAACGACCUCGCCUUUACAGCGUGGGCAACCCUCCACACGCUCGCAUGUCCCAGGCCCCUACUUUUCCCAGCAUGCAGUUCUCCGAGGUGUCCGAAGGGGCGGAGAUGCUACAGAGCGAGGACUCUGCGGACACAGGCGACCGUGUUCGGAGUUAGAGGACCACAGAAAGAGGCGUUACUCCACACGGAUGUGCCACCAGUUCUGAGGACCAGCAGUAAAAAUGCACAUUCUUAAACGCUGUUUACGUGCACGCAUAUAUGUGUUACCUCUUUGGUUUCAGUUGGGUAGUUUAUGUGUGUGUGGGCGCGUACAUACAUGAACUCAAUGCCUUUGCACAAAAGUCUUCAUAUCAAGGCUGCAAUCCAGCUCAUACAUAUAUAGAUAUUUAUUUUUAUAUAUAUGUGUGUAUAUAUAAUAUAUAUACACAAAUGUAGAGAUUUAUAUGAAGUAGAAACUCUGAAAAGCCGUCCACUCGUCACUUGUACACUCCACACACUGUAGUCUCCGGUCCUAUUAUGCUUAUUAGAUGUAGAACACGUUGAUUGUGGAAGCUACUAGCUUUUUAGGUUUAGCGGAAGCCAUGUUCAGCCUUCGUUUCUCCUCAGAUUCUUUCUUUAAGUUUCCUAUUUAACAUUCCCAGAUGACGUGCAUCCUUUCUCGGGGUGGUCUGACAAGGUGUGGUGCUCGUUUUAUUUUGAAGUGUAAUUUAAAGCUUAUUAUGCUUGAAGCAGGCAGAGACACGGGCUGUAACGAGUGAUGAAAUGUUCGGUCGAGCCUUGUACAAUAUGUCAGCGGCCACUGUGCUUAUUUCCUCUGACAAUUAUUCUGUUCUUCAUUUGUGUUUUGCCUUGAAAGAACAACUUUAGUAUUUUUAGCUGUCCACUUUGUUAAUGUCAAAGUGUGUGUGUGUGUGUGUGGGGGGACAUUUGGGUUCCAUAAAACGGAUGCAAAUAUUUCAAACACAUAUAUGCAUUUUAAUUCUUUGUAGCUCAAACUAAAUCAAUCGUGUACUCCUGAUGCAACACUUCACAUGUUUGUUAAUUAGUACUUUCAUAGUAACCGCAUGGAUAACAUCCAUUCACUUUGAUUAGGAUAUCAGCAAUAAAUCAAUAUUUGGAAAAAGUGCCUUCAUUUAAAAAGAACUACAAGGCUGUGACAACCGGAUCGAAUGUCUUAAAAAAAAAAAAAAAUGAGCUUUAAUUUCACUGCACACUGUACAGUUCACGUUAAUAAAAUGAAUUUGAUCGCAA
Messenger RNA from Pseudoliparis swirei, 2901 nucleotides. RefSeq names its product 6-phosphofructo-2-kinase/fructose-2,6-bisphosphatase 2-like. Gene Ontology annotation, biological process: fructose metabolic process; fructose 2,6-bisphosphate metabolic process. The transcript has 17 exons. Gene Ontology annotation, cellular component: cytosol. Gene Ontology annotation, molecular function: 6-phosphofructo-2-kinase activity; ATP binding; fructose-2,6-bisphosphate 2-phosphatase activity. Bases 220 to 1806 code for a protein of 528 amino acids. NCBI's taxonomy places the organism in Eukaryota, Metazoa, Chordata, Actinopteri, Perciformes, Liparidae. The record is from RefSeq and is a predicted model, not a curated record.